Molecule: messenger RNA, 1495 nt
Organism: Colletotrichum acutatum
Lineage: Eukaryota; Fungi; Ascomycota; Sordariomycetes; Glomerellales; Glomerellaceae
Exons: 1
Coding region: 156-1205 (349 amino acids)
Source: RefSeq, a predicted model, not a curated record
GCCUUCUUCGAAUACAGCCACAAUGUAUCUUGCAUUAUCAACUUCCACCUCAUUCAUAAAACACAUAACUUCGAACCCUGAGACGAAAGGAUUCUCAUUUCUAACAUCACAUUAUCGCUUGCUUCCAGCAAUUCUACACUCUGCAUUCGCCCAAUAUGAGGUACCGUGGCGUUGUAUACGAUGUUGGCCUUCACUUCACCGCCGAUACCGCGUCGGUUGAGCCAUUCGAUCCCAAACUCGUGGCUCACGAUCUCAAAGUCAUCGCUACCGACCUCCACGCCAAUGCCGUGCGCAUUGAAGGCGAAUCUAUCCAGCGACUCGUGGCAGCCUCCCGUAUCGCCCACUCACUGGGCCUCGCAGUCUUCUUCAAUCCAUGGAAGAUGCACGCACCCGCCGACGAAGUCCGAAUUUAUCUCGCCGAAGCAGCCCAAGCUGCCGAAGACCUUCGUGGCGAGGGAGUAGACAUCGUCUUUGUUUCGCAAUGCGAGUAUACCAUCUUCAACGAGGGCGUCUUUCCUGGCAAGGACCUGAUGGAGCGUGUCAAGUGGAUGAGCGGGCAAAUGAAAGAAACACCCGAUGGGCCCAGCAUGUCAGAUUCACUUCAUGAGGCUUGCUCAAAGCUCAACGAUAUUCUCAAGUCGUUUUUGCAAGUGAUUCGUCCGGUGUUCCACGGCCGAGUAACGUAUUCAGCAGGAAUGUGGGAAUCUGUGGAUUGGACGCUCUUUGACAUCGUCGGCGUCGAUCACUAUCGUCAAGGCGAGAGCGAGAGCGACUAUCUCAAGGGGUUGGAAAGGCACCGUUGCGAGAAGCCGCUUGCUGUCAUGGAGUUCGGGUGUUGCGCGUAUGAAGGCGCGGCCGCCCUCGGAGCCGGCGGUUUCAUGCCUCUUCAAGGCACCAACCCAGACGGUACCGGCAACUUCGCGGGCGGCGUGGUACCAAAGUAUUCCGAGACGGAGCAAGCUGAUUACGUCGAGGCAGUCAUUAGGAUGCUUGCUGGGGCGGACGUGGACGCUAUGUUCGUUUACGUCUUCUCGUUUCCAACGUACCGUGCCGGAGAGGGUUUGCGGAACUUGGACAUGAUGUCUUUUUCGUUAGUCAAAACCUGGUCGGUGACGGAUGAGAGGUCGAAAGCGAUGCCACCGUGGACACCGAAAGAGGCUUUUCGGAAAGUGGCCUCUGCCUAUAAGCAACUUGAGAGCUCGUAGAGUGUAGAGGGAGGUUGUAUCUGGUUGGCGGUUAAUGAAAUGGUAAAUUCACUUGCCUUUAUCCAAGAAUACAUCUUCUUUUUAUUGACGGGAAAUUCUGAGCUCGGGGUACCCAAAAUACAAAGUCGCCUGCCACUGAACAUUUAGUGCUUAGGGCGACACGGCUAGAUCCAUGUCGCAAAUACGACAAAGUACUGAUGAACAGGCAAUGGCUCUUUCCAGAAGGCUACAGUGAAAGAAUAGGCGUCUUCCAAUAUGAAAACGUGUUCAGUCUGUCUGUUCGAAAGGAC